AUGAAGUUCGCGGAGCAUCUGUCGGCGCACAUAACGCCCGAAUGGCGCAAGCAGUACAUCAACUAUGAGGAAAUGAAGGCCAUGCUUUAUUUGGCCGUCGAGGAGGCACCCUCAGUGGACAGCGUGGAGGAUGAGGUGCUCAAACGGCAUUUCGCUAACUUCGAUGAGAAUUUCUUUCACUAUUGCGACAAGGAACUGAAAAAGAUAAACACUUUCUAUUCGGAAAAGUUGGCGGAGGCAACGCGUAAGUUUGCCACACUCAAUGCGGAGCUAAAGUCCAGCAUUGAGGAGUCCGAACGUACCGCCAAGAAGUCCAAGGGCCAGAAACGACACGCAGCGCUGCCGGAUCGCAAGGCCCGCGAGCUGAAACUGGCCUUCAGCGAGUUCUAUUUGAGUCUUAUUCUGUUGCAGAACUAUCAGAAUCUGAAUCAUACGGGUUUUCGUAAAAUACUCAAAAAGCAUGAUAAGCUGCUGCGCGUGGACAGUGGCGCCAAGUGGCGUCAGGAGUAUGUGGAGGCUUCGCAUUUCUUUAUCAACAAAGACAUCGACAACAUUAUCAAUGAAACGGAAACGACGGUCACGGGAGAGCUGGAGGGCGGCGAUCGACAGCGAGCGAUGAAACGAUUGCGUGUGCCGCCGUUGGGCGAACAGCAGAGCCCGUGGACAACAUUCAAGGUGGGCCUCUUCUCCGGCAGCUUCAUUGUGCUGGGCAUUGUGGUGGUGCUGUCUGCGAUAUUUCACGACAUAACCGGAGAGAAUCUGAAGGUCACAUUUCGCCUGUAUCGCGGCCCGUUGCUGAUCAUUGAGUUUAUCUUUCUGAUUGGCGUUAACAUUUACGGCUGGCGUUCGUCUGGUGUUAAUCAUGUGCUCAUCUUCGAGCUGGAUCCGCGAAAUCAUCUGUCGGAACAGCAUCUCAUGGAGCUGGCGGCCAUAUUUGGCGUCGUCUGGACACUGAGCAUGCUGAGCUUUCUGUACAGCGCCAGCCUGAGCAUACCGGCCUUUAUCAAUCCAUUAACCCUGACGCUCAUUAUGGUGAUAUUUCUGGCCAAUCCGUUUCAUGUGCUGCAUCAUGAUGCACGCUUUUGGCUGUUGCGCAUCACGGGACGCUGCCUGGCGGCGCCGUUCUUUCAUGUGGGCUUUGCCGAUUUCUGGCUGGGCGAUCAGCUGAAUUCCCUGGCCACUGCCAUUUUGGAUUUUGAGUAUCUCAUAUGCUUUUACUUUACUAAUGGCAACUGGUCCGAGGCGGUGGAUGCGUCCAUAUGCAUGGAAAAGGAUUUCAUAGUGCGACCCAUUGUCAAUUGCCUGCCUGCCUGGUUUCGUUUUGCGCAAUGCCUGCGACGUUAUCGCGACACCCGGGAAGCCUUUCCCCAUCUGGUCAAUGCGGGCAAAUACUCAACAACCUUUAUGGUGGUCAUCUUCGCCACGCUGAAGAGCUUCAACAGUCCCAACUAUGCGAGCACCUUUGAUAAUCCAUACACCUGGCUGUGGAUUGUGGCUUCUAUAGUCUCAUCCUGCUAUUCGUACACCUGGGAUAUUAAAAUGGAUUGGGGCUUGUUUGAUAAGAAUGCCGGCGAGAAUACCUUCUUACGCGAGGAGGUCGUCUACUCGUCUACGGGCUUUUAUUACUUUGCCAUAUUGGAGGAUCUGGCGCUGCGUUUCAUCUGGGCGCUGUCCUUUUAUUUGACUGAAAUGAAAAUUGUGAGCGGCGAUAUAAUGACCUCCAUAACGGGCAUUCUGGAAGUCUUUCGUCGCUUCGUUUGGAACUUUUUCCGCUUGGAGAACGAGCAUUUGAACAAUUGCGGUAAAUUCCGUGCCGUGCGAGAUAUCUCAAUAGCGCCGCUAGACUCAUCUGAUCAGACGCUUAUAUUGCGUAUGAUGGAUGAGACGGAUGGUGUGAUCAAUCGGUAUACAAAAACGAACAGACCCAAGCCAAAGAAGAUCAAGGACCCGGAGAAGCGUAGCCUGUUGCAUGCACGCGGCUCGCUACCGGAUCUGAGCAUCGAUAUUGAUGGCAGUAAAAAGCUUUAAGAUGAGUCCCAUGCCCACCUUCUAAAUUUUUUUUUUUUGUGGUCCCCUCAUACCCCAUACACACAACAUCCUAGCUAACGAUUAUUUUCUUAACAUGUUUUUUUUUUUUUUGUCUGUGGCAACUUUACUUAUAUUUGUAGAAUUAUUAAUCGUAUUUUGUUGUUUUUAGUUAAUGUUUACAGCUAGUUACUAAGUACUUAAAGAAGCAUGUUCGUAUACGCCACCCAGAUAACACAUAACAUAUUUAGAGCCUAAGUUGAACUAAACACUAAAUUAUCAUUCCAUGAACGCAUCUAACAAAGGACCAAGGCACCUUGUAAACAAACCCGACCCUAAAUCGAACCUUUAACCGACUCCAAAACCACAAAUUCCCAUCCAUUCCCAUAGAGCGGCAGUAUUACUUAGAAAGUCCUACUAAACAAAAAUAACCGUCGACAACAAAAGCGAAAACAAAAAACAUUGGCAAAUAACCAAUAGCAAAA
Messenger RNA from Drosophila novamexicana, 2510 nucleotides. RefSeq names its product xenotropic and polytropic retrovirus receptor 1. Bases 1 to 2028 code for a protein of 675 amino acids. Gene Ontology annotation, cellular component: cytoplasm; plasma membrane; Golgi apparatus. Gene Ontology annotation, molecular function: inositol hexakisphosphate binding. Lineage: Eukaryota; Metazoa; Arthropoda; Insecta; Diptera; Drosophilidae. The record is from RefSeq and is a predicted model, not a curated record. The transcript is spliced from 6 exons. Gene Ontology annotation, biological process: phosphate ion transport; cellular response to phosphate starvation.